AUGCCUAAGAAAGGUGGAAAGGGAAAGAAGGGCAAGGGUAAGGGCGGUGGCGGCACAGCAAAGAAGGCACCCACCGUCCAAGAGCCUGUAACCACCGGACACCAAGUCGAAGAUAUUGUCAAGGGCGAAGGCGAAGGCGAAACCACCGAAAGCCUCGCCCCCGGCACUGCUACCAAUGUCCCCUCCGCUGCCCCGCCUCAGGCCGCCGAGACAGUCGCCGCGAGCACAGGCGCAGAAGGCACGUCAACCGCAGAGACAACUGAGAAUGGCGACUCGUCCAACGAGGAAGUAGAGCAGGUUUCGGGCCCCGGCACCGCCAAGAGGUUCUCGUUGGCGGAGCAUCCGGGUGACGCAGAGGGGCGUGAACUCCGCAUGCCGUCUUCCUUGCCGGAUACAGGAGCAGCUGCCGAAUCCGAAGCGAAUGAGAACACCCUGCAGGGCGCUGUCGGCAAGACCCAGGCUUCGAAGGCGGGCCUGGUCGGAUCGUUGGACGCAGGAGAUGGUGAGGGACAAGCUGUAUUGCCUGACACGGUCGCCAAAGAAUCCCAGUUGACGGCUCCUACGACAGCCCCCGAAACCACCGUUCCCGAAGCGACUGCUACCGAGGCCGCCGCUCCCGUACCCGCCGUCACUGACGCCAACGCCCCAGUGUCGAAGGCGCCGGCCGAAACAGCACUGCCGGAGAGACUCAAGGAGAAGGAAACCGCUACGGCCGAACCGACAGCCACAUCUCCGUCCGAGAGUGUGGAUUUGACUGGCCAUGCAAAGCGCCCAUACGAGAGCAGCCUCUUCCACAAGGACGAGGACCACAAGCCUCCCAAGAUGGCCAAGGUCGAGGACUCCGAAGCCGCGCCCGCCGCCACAGAAACCAAAGCUGCGGACUUGCAAACCGAGGUGCCAAGCAAGUCUACAGUGCAACCCCUGGUUGUCCCAGGGCUUGGUGCCGAAUCCGCAGACAAGCCUCAGAAGGUGGAGUCCGCAGAAGCUGUUGCCCCGACCACCGCUCCUUCGGCUGCCCAGGCUGCUGCCUCCACCACAUCCCCUGUCGUUCCCGCUGCAGUUGCUGCCGCAGGUGCAGGAAGCGAAGCCGACGCGGAGGCCAGGCAGAAGCAGGAGGUUAAAGAGAGCAUCCGAGCUUUCACCGGCGAGGGACAGGUCCCCGCGGCCAAGGAGCCCCAGCAAGAGCCUGAGGAGAAGGCCAAGGAAACGGCCCAGGAGACCGCACCCGUCAAGACGACCCCGGAGACUCCCACAAAGGCCAAACCCAACGUCGCUGCCGUUGCCGCGGCCGCAGCCAUGAGAGGAAAGUCGGCUGCUUCGCCGACACCUGCCACUGAAGCCGCCGAUAAGACAGAAGCUGAACCCAAGGAGACUCAGCCCGAGGCUCAGGAUCAGGUCCUCACCGAGACUCCACGGGGAGAAGAGGCGGCUGCAAAGGAGACCCAGCAGCCCGAGACCGCCGAGGGCAAGAAGUCGCACGAGGAGGCACAAACGGCCGUGGACAAAGCUCAAGAGGCAGCUAAAGCCGAAGCCGCCAAGGCGGACAAGCGCAAGAGUGGCUUCUGGUCAUGGAUCAAGCGCAAGGUCAAGGGUACUUGA
This is a messenger RNA of Aspergillus fischeri NRRL 181, 1599 nucleotides long. RefSeq lists its product as uncharacterized. Bases 1 to 1599 code for a protein of 532 amino acids. The record is from RefSeq and is a predicted model, not a curated record. The transcript is spliced from 3 exons. NCBI's taxonomy places the organism in Eukaryota, Fungi, Ascomycota, Eurotiomycetes, Eurotiales, Aspergillaceae.